AUGUCAUCUUCCUCUACUUAUACGACUCGCCACAGACCUGAGAUCAGACAUAGGUACUUUGAGAUUCUUCUUCUUGAUGCUUCUAGAGAGGCAGUAUAUUUUGAGCAACAGCCGGUUCGUGAUGAGCUUGUUCAGGCUAUCAAAGAUGUAGAGGAAGGGCUCCUUCAACUGAAACGUGCAAGGUUAUUGAGAGAGGCUGACUUUACUCUACAGGGCUCCCAACGUUCUGCUGAGGAUGUCAGGGUAGAGCCUCUUGAUCCAACAGAUUUUGAAGCUGAACCCCUGGUGGGGGAUCAAAGUUAUUCCAUUGGAUCAAAAUGUAGGUUCCGCCACACCAAUGGACGAUGGUAUAAUGGCCUCAUUGUUGGACUAGAAGAUUCUAAUUCUGCAAAAAUUUCAUUCCUCACUCCGAAAUCUGAAAACAUGCUGCUUACUAAUGCUAGACCACCCAAGUGCAGAUGUGCAAGUUCUUUCUGCAGCAACGAUGUCGAUUUGGCACUAACUGCCGCUUAUCACAUGGCUUUGAAGGGUAAUAGGAACUAUUAUUGUCUUAGAGACGAAGAGAGACCAACCACCCACUCUCCUGCAAUAAACAGGGUUGAUGUUCCCCUAUCUUCCUUGAAGAAGUAUAUACCCACGGUAUGGGAGCAGUCGCUGGUUGGGUCCAGUAUAUGGGCAGUCUCAGACAACAAAGUCGGCCUUUGGAGGGAAGCUGAACUUGAAUCGUGGAAUGAGAAACUCAGGGUGGGGCAAGUUGUUUUCCAAGACGAUGGACGCUCCGAAAAGCUUGGGACUGAAGCAAUUUCAUUGUCUGAAUUUGCAGAAAUGAGUGACGAAGAUGAAAGUGAUACGAGCUCAGAACAAUCUGAUUCUAGUAUCUAUCAGGAAGAUGAUUCACAAGGUUUAGGAUUUCUUGAGAGCACUACCCAGCAGAGGGGCAUCCAGACUGAAACUGUCAUUUUUGCAAAGUGGGAGAAUCACACCAGGGGUGUAGCUUCCAAGAUGAUGGCUAAUAUGGGUUACCAGGAAGGUAUGGGUCUAGGUUCAUCUGGGCAGGGAAUGCUGGACCCGAUAUCCGUGAGAGUCCUUCCACCAAAGCAAUCUCUUGAUCAUGCACUCAAAUCUCGGGAAAAUGAAGAGAAUCGUGGGAAGAAACGUAGCAGGGGUGGGAAGAGAAAACGCGACAAGAAGUUUGCAGAAUUAGCUAGAGCUGCUAAAGAGGAAGAUGAAUCAAGGCCGGAUGUCUUUACUCUCAUCAAUACCCAGCUUGCAACGCACAGUGAAGCUAUGAAUGGUGGGUUGGCAAAGAGGCGGGAGAAUAAAGGUGUUGGAGAAGGGAAGAAAGUGGACAGGCGGACUCUGGUUGCAUAUGAUGAUGAAAUGAAGGAGUUGAGGAUGCGAAUCGAGAAGCUAGAAGAAAUGGUGAGCCGAAACAAAAACGAAAAGGUUGUUUAUGAGGCUGCUACGAGGAAGUUGAAUGAGACUCGCAAAGCUUUGGCAGAUGCCGAGGCAGCUCAUGCAUCUGCUUCAAAUGCAGUUGUGAGCAAGGAAAAAGAGAAGAGAUGGCUUAAAUUUUGA
Ilex paraguariensis (yerba mate) is the source of this 1578-nucleotide messenger RNA. Lineage: Eukaryota; Viridiplantae; Streptophyta; Magnoliopsida; Aquifoliales; Aquifoliaceae. The record is from the annotation of a GenBank genome assembly.